Messenger RNA from Patiria miniata (bat star), 3183 nucleotides. RefSeq names its product coiled-coil domain-containing protein 157-like (gene ccdc157). Lineage: Eukaryota; Metazoa; Echinodermata; Asteroidea; Valvatida; Asterinidae. The transcript is spliced from 13 exons. The record is from RefSeq and is a predicted model, not a curated record. Bases 376 to 2967 code for a protein of 863 amino acids.
UAACUCAAGAAAUAUCUGUUGUAUAAAAUUGAGAUUUCUUUUGUUUAGUGCUUGUGAUGUUUUAAAGACGAAGCAUUAAUAUCAAGGGAAAUUGUCAAGGAAUUAAAUGAAUAUAUCCAAAACAAUGGCAUGCCGUGAAAUAUCGGUUGUAUGAAAGUGAACUUUCCGCGGUCUGCUGUGAAGUUUAAAGGACGUAUCUUGCAAUUUUAACCCCAGCGCCGCCGUACCACAACAUCACCGUUAAUUUCGUACAGCGCCCUCUUUUGACAGGUUGUCAAAAUACCAUAGUGAUGGUUUACGCGUCCACUCCACUCAAUCCAAGGAAAGACGCAUUUCAAGAAAUGUGAUCGAAUUUAAUGUUUAAUACCAAAGAAAAUGGCGCAUAUGUUGGGAGGUGAGUAUUGCAUUGAGAGUCUGCAGAGUGAUGUUCGCGAUCUCCAGUCAGCGGUCGUCGAUGUGACGUCCAGAGCUGGCCCGGUUCGAUACCCAUCAUGGAAGUUUCCUGACAAGAUCUCCAGUGACCUUGACAUUCCGUCUCUGCUGGAGGAGCACAGUUUCUCAGAUGACAUGGAGGACAAUCAAAUUGCCCAUAUCAUCCUCUUUGAGCUUGUGAUUGACAGGAUGAUGCUCUUACUUCAAGGCUUCACCCGUUUUGUUGAGAUGUUACUGUCUGGAUCCCAAGGUCGUCCCCCGACCGCAGGUCAUGUGGUCGGUUCCCAAAUGUCCAUCGGUUUAGUCGUCAAGAAGUUCUGGAACAAAAUGGUCCAGCUGAACAACCUGUGCCAACAACUCCAAACUGAGAAUACAGCCAAAGGAAAAACUGUCAACAAAUUGGAAGCCAUCAACACGGAACUUCAGCUCCAAACGCUAGAAACUACCAAGAAAUUAAACCUAAACAGCACGGGCGACUCUCUGAAUCCCUCUGCGAAGACUGCAAACUCUCCUCUGUCAAAGUCACUCAGUCCAGGAUACGGUGGUUUGUUGCCUCCUAACUCCAGUCAGGUUCAGUCGUCUGUGUCGCUUAACUCCAAUGAUUCCCACAAUGCAAUAGCCAGGGAUACCAGAACAAUUGCAUCCCAGACUUUGGAGACUGCGUUCGUGCCUUGCGAAGCCUGUGCAUGCAUCCAGCUGAGCUUAAAACAAGUGGCGGAUUUGAUUACUGAGAUCUGUGACUCGCAAGGGCUCACGUCGGCCAUCGCAAAACACCGGCUUCAAGAAAUCGAUGCCACUAUGACGGCAGCAGACGUGACCCGGUGGUCCACCCAGCAAGCUAAAGAUCUCAGUCAAAUCAAGCAGUGUCUCCAAGAUCUCUUGAAUCAAAUCGACCCGCUAACUUCGGAUCUCACGGCAUCCAAAUCGGAAUGUUCAGAACUGAAGAAAGGCAUCAGCGACAAAUCCUUAGAACUCAAAAAGGAAAAAGAUGCUCGCGAGGCGCAGCGGAGACAGCACCAGGCCAAACUCAAGGAAGUUGAGAGGCAGCACGCCGAGUCUAUCCUCGUGGUCCAUCAGAGAUUGGAAGACAUCAAGAAGGGAAAGAAACAAGACGAAGAAGAACUGUCGGCUCUGAAACGUGAACUCCAAAAACAGUGCGAGGCUAGACAAGUUUUAGAGGACAUCAAUAACAGACUGACGCUUGAGGCAGAGGGGAACACGUCCAACCGAGCGACAGUGCUAAGACUCGAGAGCCAAUUGGAAGAGCUGAGUAGGCAGCUGCAGAUUACCAGUGAAGAAUUGCAGGGUACCAGCAAGCAGCUCGGCAAGGAACAGGCACGAAACAGAAGCAUCGACAAGCAUGGGCAGUCAAUGCAAAACAAGCACGAUGCCUUGUCAAGGCGAGUGGACGAGCUGGACCAAGAGUGCAAUGACCUGCGAGAUUCCCUAGCUGACGCUGAGGAGGCGCAGGAACAGUUGAUGGAACAGCUAAAAGACAUGCAGAGGGAGGUGAAGGAAUUAAAGGAAGAGCUGCAGAAAGAAAAGACGUUGGUUUCCUCGGUCCGAGAGGAGAAACAGUUUCUUGAGAGUUCCAUCGUGGACCUUCAGACGAUGAUCGUAACUUUGGAGGGACAGCUUAAUGACGCGCAUGGAAGGGAGAGAAUGCUGGUCCAGUAUCCAGACAUGAACCCCGGCAUAGUGCCUCAGGGUCCUGCACCCACAGGUGACGGGGACAACCCUUCCGACAUGAAGCAACAGGUGCAGUCCAACAACAUCCGCAUCCAGAUCCUAGAGGAGCAGAACAACCUGCUACGCAAGAACAUCUCCAAGCUGCUUGCUGAACAAGACAGUCAACAGCAGGGUGCUCAGGUAUCAGGCCCUGCCAUUCCGUUGUGGCAGUCAUCGGGAGCGCUUUCAAGAAAUCAUGAUGACAACUCAAGAAACAAGAUGCCCGCAGCGCAACCAAAGCAGGAUCAUCAUCAACAUCUCUAUGCAUACAAGAGCCCCUCAUUUAAUCCAGAAGGUCAAACAGUGACGAAUCUCUCGCCAGAAAACCAACCUAUCAGGAAGGCAGUUAGCGCUGAAUAUCAUUCUAGGAGACGCAGUCCACGGGGGGAAGUACCUGCUAGCUAUGGCGUCCAGAAAACAACCACGACACCGAAACCACCGCAGAAAGAUGGAAAAACAAAACAAGGAGGAAAGCGAACCAGUAGCAGCGGAAGCGUCAACGUAGCCAAGUUAGCCUCUGCUGGAGGAGGGAACACAAGUCUUCAUGCAUACAUGAAGCUAAAGCAGAGUGGCGCAAUAACACCUGGAGAGAAGAAUACAGGCAGAGCUGCUGAAAACAAAGCACCGACCAAUAGCAGGCCUCCUCUCAAAAGCAGACAAGGCUGGGUCCACAGUGAAUACAACAAGGGCUCCCAUAGGUCCAAGGAGCAUUACAGUCCCCUGGACACGUUUGUGUGUCCCUCCUGUGAUAAGAUGUACACAUCGGAACAAGACCUCGAGAUCCACCAAUCCUACUGCUAUGGAUAGAGAUGUGCAGCUACUACUAAGCACAUAAAUACUUGCAUAGUAAAUUGAGUUUACUAACCAAAAUGUCAUGUGAUGGGUAUUGCUUAAGCCCGUGUCCCUGCAGAUUUUAGCUUAGUUGUAAAUUUCUCAGCAAAUUUCUGCUAUAGUUCCCCGAAAUUCACCUUCAGACUAGCCAAAUUACAUUUUCAAAGUUGUUUUUGUAAGUAUAAUUAUUUU